Messenger RNA from Penicillium daleae, 2313 nucleotides. Its product is annotated as putative signal transducer. The transcript is spliced from 2 exons. The record is from RefSeq and is a predicted model, not a curated record. The coding region runs from base 1 to 2313 and encodes 770 amino acids. Gene Ontology annotation, biological process: regulation of DNA-templated transcription; chromatin remodeling. Lineage: Eukaryota; Fungi; Ascomycota; Eurotiomycetes; Eurotiales; Aspergillaceae. Gene Ontology annotation, cellular component: nucleus. Gene Ontology annotation, molecular function: ATP-dependent H2AZ histone chaperone activity.
AUGGCCGACCUCAUGGAAGAUGACCCCUCCUCGGGACUGCAAUCCUCAGAAGAGGAGAAAGAGAUGGCCGUGGAGUCUUUGGUGCAAGGUCGUGCGAAGCGAAGCACAGCAGGCCGGAACAUGUCUGCCCUGAUCGAUGCAGCCGCAGACGACGAUCUCACACUGCUAUUCGAGGAGGUGGAAGACGAUAAUGAAUUCGCUAUAGAUGCAGAAGCUGCCGAAGAGGAGGACGUGGGACUCGAUUCUUCCUCGGAAGACGAGGACGACCAAGGCCCCAAUGCACAGAACGACUACGAGGGCGAGAAAGAACUGCAAAAGGAGGAACGCAAAAAGCGCCGAGCACAGAAUGACCUUCGUUUUCAGACACUUCGCAAGCGAGUCAAAAUCGAUCCGACUGCCGUAUCUUCCGUACCUGCUCCUCCACCGCGGCCGAAGAAGAAAUCCGAGCGCAUCUCGUGGCUGCCCACGGUGGAAGAUGGACCGACUCGAUCCUCCUCGCGUCGGCAAACGAUGGUCAACAAGGAACUUACCCAUGCACGUUUGAAGGACAGCCAGGAGAAGCGAAUCCGAAUUAUCGCUACAAUGAAGGAGGCCGAAAAGCGGAAAGCCCAUCUGAAACCGAAGGAGAUGACCCAAGCGGAUCAUCUCGCGGAAGCUGCCAGGGUGGAGCGAACCAACAGCAAGAGUCUGAACCGAUGGGAGCUAUCGGAGAAGAAAAAGGCAGAGGAACGGAAGGCGAAGAUUGAGGCAUUGCAGAAUCGCCGACUUGAGGGCCCCGUUCUAUCCUACUGGAGCGGAUUGGCUACGUGGGUGAAUGGUCAGCUUACAAAGGUUGGGAAGGUUGAGAUCAAGGCGAAACCUGAGAAAGAAGAGCCUCGCAAGAAGAAAAAGGACAAGGACGAGAAGCCUGGCACGGAGUCGCAGGGCGCGCAGAGUGCUACGCCUGCUCCAGUGCCGCCGGCGCCGCCAGCGAACCUUGUACCUCCUCCUGGAGAUGCUUCAACUUCCAACCAAACGGUUGUACCUGGCGAGCCUGGAUCUGUCCCACCGUCUGAAGGGAAGUCAUCACUAGUGACGCCUGCUCCGACUACUUCAGCGCCCGAUACAGCCCCGACUUCGACAUCUACAGAAGAACCUAGGAGCAAGCCAGGCGAGGGUGCCUCUGAGCAAACGGCAGUCGCCGAGCCAGCCGUUGAGAAAGACGGCAGCAGGGAUUCUGAAAACCAUCCGGUAGCCGAGUCUGUCACUCCUGAGAAAGAGGAAAUCCAGACUGGAGAGCCAGCAACCCAAGCCGAUCCCUCCAAGUCUUCCGAGAAUCACCCAGAGUUGGGUGAGACUGUUGCGAGUCUCCCAUCUGCAUCGCCCAGCAAGCAAGUCUCCACGGACAAAGCUGCAGAAAAUUCUUCAACGGAGAAGCCCGAAGAGAAGUCAGACGAAAAGCCAGACGAAAAGCCAGAUGCGAUGGACAUCGAUACCACCUCGAGGGCCGAGCCCACCAAGGAUGAUAAACCACAACCAUCCACCGAGCAAACAUCAUCCGCUCCUGCCGCGACCGACAGCACGAGUACCAGCACAGACGUACAACCUCCCUCUGGGGAGGUCUCUCAGACCACCUUGGCAUCAACCCCUACAGGACCUAUGACCGCGGCACCCGCAUCCACGCCUGCAGACCCUCAAGCCCCUCAAGCUCAAGCCCCUCCCAGUGAUGCAGCCCCCCUGCACGCCACGCCGCCCAAUAUACUCGGGGCCUCAAAUCAAAGCGUCAACCAAACCCAGCAGCCACAGCAGGGAUCACAGGGCGACCAAGUUCUUCAGCAAUCAGCCCAAUCACAAGAGCCAACUCCAACGGCAGUUCAACCCGAGAUUCCACCCGCCCCGCCAGUCAUCGAGUAUACAGGCCGGAACUUGACGAUCCUGGAGAAUUUCGACGAUCGGACCGCGCAGAGCAAGAAGUUCAGCAUGUACUUUAAUGCAAAGAAGCCACCACGGUUGACCAAAAUCUCCUCAUCACUCUGCGUCAUCACAUCCCUGCCCUCCCGCUACCGAGACCCAGAGACUUCCCUCCCAUAUGCAAACUCAUAUGCGUACGGGCAGAUCCGCCGGAUGCUCUCGCAGGGAUACAUCUGGAGCUCUAUGUUGGGCUGUUUCGUCGGACCCGGUGGGAUUGCGGCGCGCGGUGUACCGGAUCGAUUCCUCGGCAUUGAAUCGAAGGAAGGCGGCGAUGGUGAGAAAGGCAAAGAGAAGGAGAAAAAGCCCGAAGAUGGAUCUGCUGGUGCUUCGAAGGCUGACCCGAUGGAGGUUGAUGCAAAGUGA